Messenger RNA from Candida albicans SC5314, 876 nucleotides. RefSeq lists its product as uncharacterized. Gene Ontology annotation, biological process: hydrogen peroxide catabolic process; cellular response to oxidative stress; response to reactive oxygen species. The transcript has a single exon. NCBI's taxonomy places the organism in Eukaryota, Fungi, Ascomycota, Pichiomycetes, Serinales, Debaryomycetaceae. Gene Ontology annotation, molecular function: peroxidase activity; heme binding. The record is from RefSeq and is a predicted model, not a curated record. The coding region runs from base 1 to 876 and encodes 291 amino acids.
AUGAUUCGAAGUUAUAUCAGAAAUAUCAUACUUGCCAUUCUAUCACCAUUACUAACAACCCCACCUCCACUCAUUCUCCCUCCUCCAUAUGAGAAAAUAAUCCAGGAAAUCACCACAGUACUUUCGAUCAACAAUUACGACGACGGUUCCUUAGCGCCAAUUAUCCUUCGUCUUGCUUGGCAUUGUUGCGCUACAUAUGACAUGACUACCAACACUGGUGGGUCUAAUGGUGCCACAAUGAGAUUCGUUCCUGAAAUAACUGAUGAAGGGAACUAUGGAUUGGACAUAGCUCGUGCAGCAUUAGAACCAAUAAAACAACGGUACCCAGCAAUUUCGUACGCUGACUUGUGGACAUUAGCAGGAAAAGUUGCUAUAGAAUAUAUGGGCGGCCCGACAAUUAUCUGGAAAAGUGGUAGAGUUGAUUAUACAAACGAUAGAUGUACACCUUCCAAUGGGUUGUUGCCAUUUGCUGAUAAAGAUGCAAAUCAUAUACGGAAAACAUUUACAAGAUUAGGAUACAAUGACCAGCAAACAGUGGCUCUAAUAGGCGCUCAUGGUGUAGGUCGAUGUCAUAAACGGUUUAGUGGCUGGGAAGGUAAAUGGACCAGAACUCCCAAAACCUUCUCAAACCAAUUUUAUGUGGUAUUGCUUAAUGAAACAUGGAGUCAGGGUGAAGUCCCAGAAACUGGCAAGACACAAUACUUUAAUGCCGAUAAAUCGCUUAUAAUGCUAAACACCGACAUGGAGUUGAUAAGAGAUAAGUCGUACUUGCACUGGGUUGAAAUCUAUGCAAAGGACGAACCAAAGUUUUUUCACGACUUUUCCUCCGCUUUCGCAAAGCUAUUAGAGUUAGGGAUAAAACGGGAAACGUUAUAA